UCUUCUCUUUCCCUCAUCUUCUCCCCAACAGCAAAUGUCACUCUGGAUCCAGACACAGCCCAUCCUGAACUCAUCCUAUCCGAGGAUCAGAAAAGCGUGAGAUUGGGAGACAAACCUCAAGCCCUGCCUGAUAAUCCUGAGAGAUUCAGCCACGAUAUUUGUGUGUUGGGACGUGAGGGAUUCACAGCAGGCAGACAUUUCUGGGAAAUCAAUGUGGAAAGUGGGGAAUAUUGGGCUUUGGGGGUCGCCAGGAAGUCUGUGGAGAGAAAGGACUAUUUCAACUUCAGUCCUACGUGGGGGAUCUGGGCUGUGUGGAAGUCUGGGGGGGAUCUGGGAGGGGAGUACUGGGCCUGCAUCUCCCCUGUUUCCUCUCUUCUGUCCCUGAGUGAGGAGCCCAGGAGGAUCCGGGUGACUCUGGACUAUGAAGGGGGACGUGUGUCUUUUUCUGACGCUGACUCAGGAGCCGAACUCUACACGUUCUCAGGAGCCUCGUUCUCUGGAGAGACCCUCCUGCCUUUCUUUCAUCUAUUGGAUAACAAAACCCACCUCAGUAUCUCCUGAGGAGACUAAAUCUGCCUCUCAGGCCCAGCAGGAGUUUCUCUCCAGACCAGACUGACUGACAUAAAAACCAUUUACCCGCCAAGAGCAGGUUGGGCAGUUUUCCAAGGGCCCUUUGAGAGGAUUCAUUCCAGUCAAAAUCAGCAGAAAUAAC
Podarcis muralis (Common wall lizard) is the source of this 712-nucleotide messenger RNA. The record is from RefSeq and is a predicted model, not a curated record. Lineage: Eukaryota; Metazoa; Chordata; Lepidosauria; Squamata; Lacertidae.